UCUUUACAGAGAUGGACUCAGAGGCCCCACUGACAGCUCCCCAGGGGCUGUGUGUUCAGCUGCUGCUGCAGGCGUGGCAUCUACACCUGACCCUUCCUCACGGCCUUGUGCACGGAGUCCCUGGUCCCCCAGGGUGCUGUCCACAGGACCUGGAUCACCUAAGCCAUGACUUCCCACGGCCCUGGCUCCACCUGCUUCAGUACAGCUGGAGCCCUAGGCCUGGUGGCGCUUCACACCCGUCUACACCUAGUCCUCUUCCGGGAUGGUGUCCGCCCGCGGUGCUAGGGCCCAGACUCCCUUUGUCUACAACCCGACAUGGCUCCGCUCGCUCCCCGCAUUGCCCAACCCACGAAGGGGCCCGGCCCUGGAGACCUCGAGGUCCUCAACGAGUUGAGGUUGAGGUCGCAGGAGCCCAGCGCCUCCCUUCCCCCACCCCUUUCCUGGAAGCCCUAAGCUGUGUCACCACUAGCAGGUGUCAGCUGCCCCGCCCUUCUUCCCUCUGCCUUAAAGGGGUCCCUCUCCCGAGGCCUCCCAGGGUCAUAGCUCCGCCGUGUGACCGCACCCGCGAGGGCUCAGAAGCCAAGGAGUAGAACGUGGGGGUCCGGGUUCUAAGCCUCCCCUUCUGGCGUGGUGUGGCCUCCUCGGCUCUUGGCCGCAGUUUUCCCCACCCGGGCAGGGGGGGACUGGCGCCCAAGCGGGCCUCCAGGGGACUGUCGGACUCGGGAAGGGGGCGGAGCCGCACCCCGGAGGGGCCGCUUCGCACAUGGGUUUGGAGGACCACUCCCGGCCCCACCCCACGAUGACUGCCCACAUCCUCCUGUUGCUUCUCGCCUCCUCCGUCCUGGGGGACCCGGACUCCGUGGGCAGGCAGCCCCGGCACCGCAGGCGCCUCUGUUCCCUGGGCACAUGCCAGACCCACCGCCUCCCAGAGAUGAUAUACUGGCUCCGCUCUGCCUCCAUCAAGGAGCACUCAGGGAAGGCCGGCCGCGAGCCCCAGGACCCCCACAGCUACGGGCGCCGCCGUCGGCGCGAGGCCAGGGUCCUGCUCCGUCUCCAGGACCUUGGCCUGAAGAAAAGAGGCCAGCGCAGUGCCCAGCUUCCUGGGUGACGUCAGGCACGUCCCUGGCCCUCCCCUGGCCUCAGCUUGCCCAUCUGUGUAUUGGGGCCACGACCCCAAGUUUCUUUUCCCCUAACUCCAUCACCUGGGCUCACUGAAAAACUGUCUCCCCCCGCUGUGAUCUGGGCUGGACCCAGGGGCACACCGGACCCAGCAUGUACAAAGAAUACUAACGUCCAGAGCCUAAUAAAACGAGU
Messenger RNA from Callorhinus ursinus (northern fur seal), 1314 nucleotides. It is a transcript of the gene ADM5, whose product is annotated as adrenomedullin 5 (putative). Lineage: Eukaryota; Metazoa; Chordata; Mammalia; Carnivora; Otariidae. Gene Ontology annotation, biological process: adenylate cyclase-activating G protein-coupled receptor signaling pathway; positive regulation of heart rate; regulation of systemic arterial blood pressure. The record is from RefSeq and is a predicted model, not a curated record.